Castor canadensis (American beaver) is the source of this 3637-nucleotide messenger RNA. RefSeq names its product WD repeat and HMG-box DNA binding protein 1 (gene Wdhd1). Gene Ontology annotation, biological process: DNA repair; DNA-templated DNA replication; mitotic cell cycle. Lineage: Eukaryota; Metazoa; Chordata; Mammalia; Rodentia; Castoridae. Gene Ontology annotation, cellular component: nuclear replication fork. The record is from RefSeq and is a predicted model, not a curated record. Gene Ontology annotation, molecular function: chromatin binding; protein binding; DNA binding.
AACGGGGCUGCGGAGAGCGUGCCCGGGAGGAGACGAGCCUCCCCCUACCUCAAAAUAAAAAAAACGCUAGCUUUUCUAAGCCACUUCCAGGAAGGGAAAGGAAAAGAUGCCGGCCAUACAGAAGCCGAUGAGGUAUGGACAUACAGAAGGACACACGGACGUCUGUUUCGAUGAUUCUGGGAGUUGUAUUGUGACUUGUGGAAGUGAUGGUGAUGUGAGAAUUUGGGAAGACUUGGACGAUGACGAUCCUAAGUCCAUUAAUGUUGGAGAAAAGGCGUAUUCGUGUGCUUUGAAGAAUGGAAAAUUGGUCACUGCAGUUUCUAACAAUACUGUUCAAGUCCACACAUUUCCUGAAGGAGUUCCUGAUGGUAUAUUGACUCGAUUCACUACAAAUGCAAACCAUGUGGUGUUUAAUGGGGAUGGUACUAAAAUUGCUGCUGGUUCAAGUGAUUUUCUUGUCAAAAUUGUGGAUGUGAUGGAUAGUAGCCAACAGAAAACAUUUCGAGGGCAUGAUGCCCCUGUUUUAAGUCUUUCUUUUGAUCCAAAGGACAUCUUUCUGACAUCAGCUAGUUGUGAUGGAUCUGUCAGAGUGUGGCACAUUUCAGAUCAGACAUGUGCUAUUAGUUGGCCACUACUACAAAAGUGCAAUGAUGUAGUAAAUGCAAAAUCCAUCUGCAGGCUUGCUUGGCAGCCAAAAAGUGGGAAGUUAUUAGCAAUUCCUGUGGAAAAGUCUGUAAAGCUAUACAGAAGAGAAACUUGGAGUAAUCAAUUUGAUCUUUCAGAUAGUUUCAUCUCUCAGACACUCAAUAUAGUAACCUGGUCUCCCUGUGGGCAAUACUUAGCUGCAGGUAGUAUUAAUGGUUUAAUUAUAGUUUGGAAUGUGGAAACCAAAGAUUGCAUGGAGAGGGUGAAACAUGAGAAAGGCUAUGCAAUUUGUGGCCUGGCAUGGCACCCUACUUGUGGUCGAAUAUCUUACACUGAUGCAGAGGGAAACCUUGGUCUCCUGGAAAAUGUUUGUGACCCCAGUGCAAAGACAUCAAGAAUUAAGGUAUCUAGCAGAGUGGAAAAGGAUUACAGUGAUCUUUUUGAUGGAGAUGAUACAAGUAAUGCUGGUGAUUUUCUAAAUGAUAAUGCAGUUGAGAUUCCGUCUUUUUCAAAAGGGAUUGUAAAUGAUGAUGGGAAUGAUGAUGACCUCAUGCUAGCUUCAAGUCGUCCUAGACAGCGAAGUUACAUCCUAGAAGAUGAUGAAAACUCAGUUGAUGUUACAGUGCUAAAGUCUGGUCUUCCUAAAGAAGAGGAGGACGAUGAUCAGGCAGGCAGUAUUCAUAAUCUACCAGUCACAUCUCAGAAGCCAUUGUAUGAUGGGCCCAUGCCAACUCCCCGACAAAGGCCAUUCCAGUCGAGUUCUACACCCUUACAUCUCACACACAGAUUCAUGGUGUGGAAUUCUAUUGGAAUUAUUCGUUGCUAUAAUGAUGAGCAAGACAAUGCCAUAGAUGUGGAGUUCCAUGACACCUCCAUACACCAUGCAACACACUUACCAAACACUUUGAAUUAUACAGUAGCUGAUCUUUCCCAUGAAGCUAUUUUGUUGGCAUGUGAAAGCACUGAUGAACUAGCAAGCAAGCUUCACUGUCUGCACUUCAGUUCAUGGGAUUCAAGCAAAGAGUGGAUAGUAGAUAUGCCUCAGAAUGAAGAUAUUGAAGCCAUUUGUCUUGGUCAGGGAUGGGCUGCUGCUGCCACUAGUGCCUUGCUCCUUCGGUUAUUUACUGUUGGAGGUGUUCAAAAAGAGGUCUUCAGCCUUCCUGGGCCUGUGGUGUCAAUUGCAGGACACGGAGAACAGCUUUGUAUUGUUUAUCACAAAGGUACAGGAUUUAAUGGAGAUCAAUGCCUUGGAGUUCAACUACUAGAGCUGGGGAAAAAGAAAAAACAAAUUCUGCAUGGUGACCCUCUUCCUCUUACAAGGAAAUCCUACCUUGCUUGGGUUGGGUUUUCAGCUGAAGGUACCCCCUGUUAUGUGGAUUCUGAAGGCUGUGUUCGAAUGCUUAACAGAGGACUUGGCAACACAUGGACUCCUAUAUGCAACACAAGGGAACACUGCAAAGGAAAAUCUGAUCACUACUGGGUGGUUGGUAUCCAUGAAAAUUCCCAGCAACUGAGGUGCAUCCCUUGUAAAGGUUCUCGGUUUCCUCCCACGCUUCCACGCCCUGCUGUAGCUAUAUUAUCCUUUAGACUUCCUUACUGUCAGAUUGCAACAGAGAAAGGGCAAAUGGAGGAACAGUUCUGGCGUUCAGUUAUGUUUCACAACCAUCUUGAUUACUUAGCUAAAAAUGGUUAUGAAUAUGAAGAGAGCACUAAAAAUCAAGCAAUAAAAGAGCAACAGGAACUUUUAAUGAAAAUGCUUGCGCUGUCUUGUAAACUGGAUCGAGAAUUUCGCUGUGUGGAACUUGCUGAUCUAAUGACCCAAAAUGCUUUGAAUUUAGCCAUCAAAUAUGCUUCUCGCUCUCGAAAAUUAAUAUUGGCCCAAAAACUUAGUGAGCUAGCCGUAGAGAAGGCAGCUGAAUUGGCAGCAACCCAAGAAGAAGAAGAAGAAGAAGAAGAAGGAGAAGAUUUCAGAAAAAAGCUGAGUGCUGGUUAUAGUAAUACUGCUACAGAGUGGAGCCAGCCAAGGCUCAUAAAUCAAGUUGAAGAAGAUGUUGAGAGCAGAGGAGGAACUGAUGAUACAGAAGAAAAACCAGAACUACAUAAGCAUGGACAGAGCUCAUUAUCCAAAAGUGCAGAUUCCUCUGAUACGCCAACUAUUAAGUCAGGUGCAGUUACCUCUGUCAACCAAGGACGAGUAAACCCCUUCAAGGUAUUGGCCAAUUCCAAAGAACCAGCCAUGCCAGUGAGUUCAACACGUUCAACUAAUAUUUUAGACAGUAUGAACAAAUCAUCCAGGAAAUCCAGUGCACUUAAUCGAGCAGCAAAUAAUGAAAAGUCUCCAGUUAUAAAGCCUCUGAUUCCAAAGCCAAAGUCUAAGCAGGUAUCUGCAGCAUCCUAUUUCCAGAAAAAAAGUUCUCAGGCCGAUAAGACUGAAGAAGGGAAAGAAGAAAAUCCUACAGAUGUAUCAUCUGAAACCCCAGCUGUGUGUCCUCAAAAUGCUGAAAACCAAAGGCCAAAGACCGGGUUCCAGGUGUGGCUGGAAGAAAACAGAAGUAAUAUUUUGUCUGACAAUCCUGACUUUUCAGAUGAAGCAGACAUAAUAAAAGAAGGAAUGAUUCGAUUUAGAGUACUGUCAGCUGAAGAAAGGAAGGCUUGGACUAACAAGGCCAAGGGAGAAACUGCAAAUGAUGGAACUGAAGCAAAGAAGCGAAAACGUGAUGAAAGUCAUAAAACAGAAAACCAAAAAGAAGCAGCAGAAGAGAAUCUGAGCUUGCCUAAGAAGCAAAAACCUUUAGAUCUUUCUACCAAUCAGAAACUGUCAGCUUUUGCAUUUAAGCAGGACUAAAGGAAGAAAGUGAUCUUAGGAAAGUAAUGGAUUUUUUGGUCUUCUUUGAAUCUGUCCCUUUUUUUUUUUUCUUUUAGUCUUUAGGAAACUCAUUACAUACAUAUUUUUAAAGAGUUAAAGACAACUGUCUUUAUAAGAUAAUAUAGU